Molecule: messenger RNA, 970 nt
Organism: Olea europaea var. sylvestris
Lineage: Eukaryota; Viridiplantae; Streptophyta; Magnoliopsida; Lamiales; Oleaceae
Product: ethylene-responsive transcription factor 4-like
Exons: 1
Coding region: 93-797 (234 amino acids)
Biological process (GO): regulation of DNA-templated transcription
Molecular function (GO): DNA binding; DNA-binding transcription factor activity
Source: RefSeq, a predicted model, not a curated record
AUGGCCUUCACCCUUUUGUUCUUCAUCCAUCAACUCGUUCUUGCAACUCAUUGUUCACUCAGUCUCGACUCGGGAGAAUAAGAAUUAGACUUAUGAAACGUUUGAAUUUGAUGGCUGCCAAGGAUAAGGUUAGUGGUAUCAAGGGAGGAAAUGGAAAAGUUAGUGGGGUGGUUAAAGAGGUGCACUACAGAGGUGUGAGGAAGAGACCAUGGGGCCGCUACGCCGCCGAAAUCCGUGACCCGAGUAAGCGGAGUCGGGUUUGGUUGGGUACUUUUGACACGGCGGAAGAGGCGGCGCGGGCAUAUGACGCCGCUGCAAGGGAGUUUCGUGGGCCUAAGGCUAAAACCAAUUUUCUCUUGCCCUCUGAGGACCAUAGUCCCAGCCACAGCAGCACCGUGGAGUCGUCCAUUGCCGAUAACAAACAGCACGCGCCGAUCGAGCUGGAUCUCACGCGCCGCCUUGGUGCCGCCACCGCCGAGGUGGACGAAAUCGGUGCUGGUGGUGUUGGGGGUCGUCUUCAUGUUAAUGGGUAUCAAUUUUUGCACCAUCGGCCGACCAUGGCGUUGAUGCCAAAUGGACAGCAGGUUUUUUUCUUCGAGCAAUUGAUGCAGCCCCUGAUGGUAGACCACCGUGCCGGAUCCUACCUGCCGAACACGGUGGCAGUUGAUUAUCGUAGUGGCGGCGCCGCACAGAGUGAUUCAGAUUCUUCCUCUGUUGUUGAUGGAACUGACACAAUUGCAAAGAGGGGCCUUGAUCUCGAUCUUAAUCUGCCUCCAUUAGUGGAGCUUGAACCUUAAUCAUGACGUCAGUAAAUAACUUCGAAAUGUUUUAUUUUGUUAUUUUCUUUUUCUUUUUUCUUUUUUUCAGCCGACGAAAUUAGUUGUAAUUUCUUUGGUUGUUAAUUAAUGACUGUGUUGACGGCCGGCUGUUUAGAUCUUUCAAAUAGAAUUCAUUCCCUUUUUUGGCUAAA